AUGCCGCUGUGGCUGCUGCUGCUGUGUGGAGGGCCCCUGCUUCGGGUUCUGGGCUACCAGCUGGAGCUACAGGAGUCCGUGACUGUCCAGGAGGGCUUGUGUGUCCACGUGCGCUGCAAAUUUUUUUGGCCCUGGUUUAGCUUUGGAUUCAUCUCCAUAUCUUGGUUCCAGAAAGGGGCAGAUGUUUACUACGAUCCUCCAGUGGCCACAAACAAACCAGACAGGAAGCUGCAUGAGAGGACCCAGGGCCGGUUCUUCCUCCUUGGGGACCCCCAGACCGAGGACUGCUCCCUGUACAUCACAGAUGUCAACAUGGGGGACAGUGGGACUUACUUCUUACAUGUCGAAACACACUCCUAUCUAUAUAAUAUGCUUUCUCUGAAUGUGACAGCUCUGACCCACACACCUCACAUCCUUACCCCGGGGACCCUGGAGUCCGGCCGCCCCGGGGACCUGAACUGCUCUGUGCCCUGGGCCUGCGAGCAGGGAAUGUCCCCCAUCUUCUCCUGGACGUCAGCCGCCUUCACCUCCCUGGGUCCCAGGACGCGCCUCUCCUCAGUGCUCACCCUCACCCCACGGCCCCAGGACCACGGCACCAACCUCACCUGUCAAGUGCAAUUCCCUGCAAUUGGUGUGAUGGUGGAAAGGACCAUCCAGCUCAAUGUCACCUAUGCUCCACAGAACACGGCCAUCAGGAUCUUCCAAGGAAACAGAAUAGCCCUAGAGAUUCUGCAAAACACCUCAUCCCUUCUCAUCAGGGAGGGCCAGGACCUGCGGCUGCUCUGUGCUGCUGCCGGCAACCCCCCCGCCGAGCUGAGCUGGUUCCGGGGGUCCCCUGCCCUGAAUGCCACCCCCAUGUACAGGACCCACAUCCUGGAACUGCCUCAAGUCGGGGCUGCGGAGGAAGGAGUCCUCACCUGCCGAGCUCAGAACUCGCUGGGCUCCCAGCACGUCUCCCUGCUUCUCUCUGUGGUCUGCCCCCCGCGGCUGCUCGGCCCCUCCUGCUCCUGGGAGGGCGAGGCGCUGGGCUGCACCUGCUCCGCCCGAGCCCGGCCGGCCCCCACCCUGAGCUGGCGGCUGGGGGAGGGGCUGCUGGAGAAAAACCACAGCGACGCUUCCUUGACCGUCACCUCCAGCUCCGAGGGGCCCUGGGCCAACAGCUCCCUGAGCCUCAGGGGACCGCUGGGCUCUGGUCUCAGACUCAGCUGCGAGGCCCGGAAUGCACAUGGGGAACAGAGCGCCGCGGUCCUGCCGUUGCCAGAUAAGCCAGAACCCAGGGCCAGUGGCGUCCUGGGAGCCGUCGGGGGAGCGGGCAUCAUGACCCUGCUACUUUCUCUCUGCCUUUGUCUCAUCUUCAGAGUGAAGACCCUCAGGAAGAGAGCAGCCCAGCCAGUACAAAUCGUGGAUUUGAACUCAGCCGGUGACUCAGGCUCUGGGGCGCAUCGGCACCGGGUCUGGACAGACAUCCCUGCAGACCCCCCAGCUCCUGCUGGGACCAGCCCCGUUUCAGGAGAAGAACAGGAACUCCACUAUGCUUUCCUCCGAUUUCCCAAGCUGAAGCCUCGGGAACAGGAAGGCAUCAACACCGAGUACUCAGAGAUCAAGACAUACAAGUGA
This is a messenger RNA of Puma concolor (puma), 1617 nucleotides long. Lineage: Eukaryota; Metazoa; Chordata; Mammalia; Carnivora; Felidae. The record is from RefSeq and is a predicted model, not a curated record.